Gavialis gangeticus (Gharial) is the source of this 1817-nucleotide messenger RNA. RefSeq names its product alpha tocopherol transfer protein (gene TTPA). Lineage: Eukaryota; Metazoa; Chordata; Crocodylia; Gavialidae. Bases 1 to 981 code for a protein of 326 amino acids. Gene Ontology annotation, molecular function: phosphatidylinositol bisphosphate binding. The record is from RefSeq and is a predicted model, not a curated record. Gene Ontology annotation, cellular component: membrane. The transcript has 6 exons.
AUGGCGACUAGUGCUUCAGGUCACUGUGUGAUUAGCAGUCACAUUAGAUAUCCAGUUCCUCCACACAGAUUGUGGGAUACAGCCUUCUGUAAAAUGGAAAACAUUGGUUCGUGGAACAGUUGCCUGAACAGGCUGCGUUUCUACUUGCUAAAAAUGAAUGGGAACAAAAUUAACAACAGAGAAUAUCGUUGUGGUUCAGAAGUGCCAGUGGAGAGAUCUCUAAACUUUGCUGCCAAGAAAUCAUAUAGCUGUGACUCACUGGUCCAAGACACUUUUUCUGUAUACUUAUACUUUGCUUCCCAGUUACCUGAUGUUCAUUGGUCAGAGCAUUUCUUUUUCCUACAGUUAUUGAAGAACUAUCACAAGUGGAGAGCUGAAUGCCCAGAAAUAACUGCAGAUUUACAGCCAUCUUCUAUUCUUAAUCUCCUGCGUGCUGGUUACCAUGGAGUUCUGCGAUCGAGAGACCCACAUGGCAGCAGAGUUCUGAUUUAUAGGAUUGGACAAUGGGAUCCCAAGAUGUUUACAGCAUAUGAUGUGUUUCGCGUAAGUCUUAUCACAUCAGAGCUCAUCGUAAAGGAGACAGAGACACAGCAGAAUGGAGUCAAGGCAAUUUUUGAUCUUCAAGGGUGGCGAUUUGCUCAUGCAUUUCAAAUCUGUCCGACAGUGGCCAGGAGGAUUGCUGCUGUGGUCACAGAUUCCUUUCCACUAAAGGUUCGUGGCAUCCACUUGAUUAAUGAGCCUUUAUUUUUCCACCCCGUCUUCAGUCUAAUUAAACCUUUCCUCACUGAAAAAAUAAAGGAACGGGUACACAUGCAUGGAAGCAAUUACAUACAGAGCCUGACUCAACACUUUCCAGCCAGCAUUCUCCCACAGGAAUAUGGAGGGGAGGAAGUCUCCAUUGAAGACCUUGCUCAGGAGUGGACUGACUUUAUAAUGGAAUCCACAGAGUAUCUUCAGAGUAUUUCUCUUGUUUCCCGGUGAACCAAACAUACAAAAAUAACGUCUCAGUUUUUAGAUUGCUCAUUAAAAUAGAGAGCAGCAGUUAGUUCCUUGCAUUCAGCUGCAAUCAGAAAAAAAUGUAAUCAGACAUCUUUCAUGGAAAUUUGAAAUGAUUGUAAACAAGACAUUGGGAGCUGUAAUGCCCCAGUGACUGCCUUCUUAUGUUAGCGUGAAGAGAUCAAGUAUUUACAUCUCUGGACUAAAAGUUUCAUGAGUUUCACAUUCAGUGGGAUAAUAUGCACUACUGUUUGUAACAGAUUAAAUUAUAUGCCUAGAGGCUGUAUAAUGCUACAUGUAGGAUAUUGCAGAGAUCAAUAUUCUUCUAGCUAUGUCCUCAUGGAGCACUAAUCUGUGAUGGUUCAAUAUAGACCAUAUGCUUAGCUCUUGCAUUAAGACUCAUCAAGUUGAUGAGGGGCAAAGAUAAAGAGCCAAAUGAUUCCAAGAACUGCAGAGCCAUCCUGAUUAGAGCAAAAGAGUUUGGCUUGGAUGCAGGAUUAUACAAAGCAGUGAUUUUUUUUCUCAGGGCUCUGUCUAUCUGAAGGGGGCAGAGAGGGGAUGGUUUUUGGACUGAUUCUCAGGGAAACUGAUUUUCGUUCAGUUUGCCCAGCUGGGCCUGCACAAUUUGGAUGGUGUUUAGUCUGCAGUGGUGGAACACUGCUGUGCCAUCCGCUGCAAUGAGCAGCUCCUAUCUGUGGAAAUACUUGAGAUGAUAAUCUAACACUGUGGAGGGAGAAUGGGGAAAUGAAACUUCAAUGCUGUGAAAAGACAAUGUAAAUCAGAAAGCAGGAGGUAUAAAUAAAUACAAAUUUGAAAACUGA